UCGUUCAAAAAUAGCCACGCAGCGAAUAAUUUCCACAGUUGAAACACGAGAAUAUUUUUUACUAUUUUUUUAAUAAAAUAACACGCUUACUUCUGUUGAAUCGUGUACAUUGUAGAAUAUAUCGAAGCUCUUGUCCAUCAUGUCAUCAAAUCACACUGGAAGUGGUGAACCAGAUUUUCAGAACGGAUAUAACGGUCAAAAUUCAGGAUCAGCAAACAACAGUCCAAAGAAGAAGUAUACUUUGUCAGCAGAUGCACCAGUAUUUGUUCCAAAAUUUGUGAGCCAGCAGCCUGAAUUUGAACCUGUGCCAGUUCCUGCUCCAACAUUGAUCACAGAUGGCUCCAUACCUACACAGACGGAGAUUGAAGAGUUUGAGCGAUUUGCUGAGCAGGCUCAACUUGGUGGUUUGGCAUAUUCCGACUCCGAUGAUCCUGUAGAGAUGUUCCGGAAUGCUGUCAUCACCUUGACGACGAAAGGAAAUGUGGAAGAGUAUAUGAGACCUAUUACUGCAAAGUUGAAAAAUGGAAUAAACGAUAUGGCAGUCCUAAAUGAAAUGAUUGAUAUUCUUUUUGAUCAUAGUAUUAAAGAGACUAACUUCAGCUAUACUGGUGCUCAAAUCUGCAAAUGUCUCGCCAAUGAACUGAAAACCCAUCAUACAUUCAAUAACUUCAGAACACUUUUCCUAAACAAAUGUAAAAGUGCCUAUGACAGUCGUGAUGCAUGGGUUGCAGAUCCUGCUAUGUUCACACAGCUCAGUAAUCUGUCCAUGUUGAUAGGUCAACUUUUCCUGGUUCUGGAGGUUGAAGGGCCUAAUGGUGAGUUACAGAAACUUGGAUUUCUACGUGAAGCUAUUAGUUCAUUAUUGUCAACACUUCUAGCAGAACCUACUGAUGAUAGAAUCAAAACAGCUGCAACGUUACUCAAGCUGACUGGUUUUGAAAUAACAAAGAACUCCCAUUUACCUGGCGAUUUUGAGGAAAUAUAUAAUAUCAUAAGAAGUCUAGAGAGACAUCCAUCUUUAAAUAGGACUAGUCACUGCCUGAUCAACUCAGUGUUGAGUAGGCUGGAAUACAACUGGGGUGUUCAACAGACAUCCUGACCACAGCCGUAGAGCAUUACAACACAACAUGCACAACACUCUGGACAACAGAUAUAAAAGGAGAUAUAGAAGAGGACACAUAUCUAUCUGUGUAUCACAGAUUGUGACGAUGUUAUUAAAUUGUUUAGGGCAUUAGUCAAUCUAUCUACAUCAAACUUUGAAGUGUUGUUGUGCAUAUUGUGUUUCAAAAAGAAAAAAAAACUAAGGCCAAAAAAAACAGACUGAUUGGAUAUUUUAUUGUCCCUGUCAAUCAAAAGGAGUCUUACCGUGUAUUGGAAAAUUUGUGUAUUAAUGCAGAAAGCUGUAGGGGUUUUUUUAUCAACCAAAAGUAAAAAAUUCAACGUUGUUUUAAAGAAUUCAGUUCCACUCUGCCAACAUUUUUUGUAUGUUUUUUUUUUUCGUAUGUUUUUUUUGUUUUUGUCAGAGGUGCUAAUUGAAAUUGUUGAUUAAUGAAUUGUUAGAAUUGAUUUGUUGAACAUACCAAAAACAAGUUUACUACUUUUAUUUGGAGAUGCACAGUUUAAUCUUAUUCAGGAUUUUAAUACAUUAUAAUAUUUUCAUGAUACUAACGGUAACUCAAAAGUUCUAUUAAUUCUACAUUAAAUUUGAAAGCUGGACAAUUUUUAAGAUUGACUUUUGUAAUUUUCAUAAGAAAUGUUUAUUUAAGAGCAGUAAAGAACUACUUUUAAGCAAAACUUUCAAAUAAUUUCUGUUGUUAAAAAUGAGAUAGCAAUUUUUAUCUAAUUUUAAUGAAACAACAAAAAAAUUGUUUUAUCAAAAAAAAAUCAAGUGCAUAACUGCUAGUGUGUAUCAUAUUUUGGUUGCUUGGGACUAGGAGUAUUGUUUUGAACCAUAAAUGAGUUUUGUAUUUGGAGGGAUAUCUUUACUAAAUUUAAAAGUGUUAACAAAUUUUGAGUAAUAGUAAAAUAAAUUAUAAAAUGGUGAGACAUUUUUGAUCGGUAGGGACACGUUUAUUUUCUUGGCCUUGCUGUAGAUUUGUCAGGGUGUGGUUAUAUACAUCGCAGCCCAAAGGAUCUCUUUUUGUAUGUAAAUACUGUUCAUUGUUUUGAUUGAACUUGGUCCACGUAAGAAUGUUGUUUAAUGCAUUAAUUACCUAAUUGACACAAUAAGUGCUGUGGACAAUGAAAUAGUGCUUCACUUUAAUUCGGAUCAUUAUUGGAUAAAUGAUUUGUAGUGGGGAAACGGUAGUCUUUUUUUUUUUCCAUAUGUUAUGGCAGAAUAUCUUGAGUGCAUUAUCGUCUGAAAUUUUUGAGAUUUUUUUUACACAUUUUGGAACAUUCAUAUAUGGCUAAAAUUAUGAGGGAAACAUUUUUACUCUGGUCGUGCCCAUUUUAUGAAGACUUUGCACUAAUAGUUUGCUAUAAGUUUUUUGUAACACUAAUUAACUCACAUUAUUUCUUAGUACAUGGCAAAAGUUGUUCCAAAUUUUAGCUGUCAAAUUUUUAAUUUCACUGUUCACAAUGCUGACCAGUACCUUAAAUGAAUGAUUAAGAAUUUAGUUUUCAGUGGUUUUAUAUUUAAAAUGUGAAAAACUUCUUCUUUUAAAAGAGUGACAAGGAUCAGUUUUUUAUCUCUAGUUAAAAAAAAGCAACUGACUAUAAUUAUUAUGUACAUAAUGUUGAAUAAAUGUUUUCAAGCAAUAAUGCAUGCAUUGUGUAUAGCCAGACGUAAACCCUGUUCAAAUGAGUUGAAUAUUUGGCUUGUUAUAUGUUUGCCAUGCGAGCCCUUCUUUGACGACAAACAGUCAACACGCGUAGUAAGCAAAAACAGCAUAGGUUGUGGAUUGUUAAUGAACAGAAUCAGUUUAUUCGCCAGUGCAAUGGAUUAUAUAAUGUGUACCAGGCAUGAGAUAGACUUUGACAAUGGAGGCUUUACCUUUAAGGUAUUGGAGUGACUAAAUUAUUUGUGUUCUUUUGUGAUAAAUUGAUUCCAUGAUGUAUACAUAUACCAAUCUAUUUUGUCUGAAAUAAAAAAAUUUCCAGCGGAAA
Molecule: messenger RNA, 3108 nt
Organism: Mercenaria mercenaria
Lineage: Eukaryota; Metazoa; Mollusca; Bivalvia; Venerida; Veneridae
Product: polyadenylate-binding protein-interacting protein 1-like
Exons: 10
Coding region: 140-1099 (319 amino acids)
Biological process (GO): regulation of translational initiation
Molecular function (GO): translation activator activity; protein binding; RNA binding
Source: RefSeq, a predicted model, not a curated record